GCCGCGCUCGCCCCAGCUGGUCCCGUGCCUCCUGUGCCGCUGACUCACGCCGUCUGCUCAGCGUCUCCUCCUACUCCUCCUGCAGCUCGCCCCCACCCACGCACCCUUCCGCCGCGGUCCCGGGGAAUUUCUUUGUGGCGUCUGCAGCUGUGCACGGUCGCGUAUAUAAGGCCACAGGGCGAUCUUUUUGCCAGCCAAGGCCGCGGCCCGUGCAGUGAACGCUGGGACGUCGCCAUGUGGAGGAGCGCACCCUUGACCGCGCCGGCGCUGCUGCUGCUGCUGGCCGUCGGAUGGCCGCAGUCGCUGGCCGCCCCGGUCGCUGCCGACGACCGCGACGCAGUGCCGCCCGCGUUCGCGCUAGAUUUCAUGAAGCAAUAUGGUUAUCUGGAUCCAAGCUCACAAGUAUCUGAGUCUCUGUACAAAAAUGAAGACAUGGUUGAAGUCAUCAAACAGGUGCAGAGAUUUGGGGCUAUUAACCAAACAGGCAUUCUUGACAAUGCAACACUUCAGUUAAUGAAAUCCCCAAGAUGUGGAGUUCCUGACAUCAAGCAUACCAACAGGACAAGGAGCAAGAGAUAUAUUGUGGGAUCUGAUGGCUGGAAGAAAAGACAUAUUACCUACUUUAUAGCCAACUGGUCUCCUAAGAUUGGUGAAGAAGCAGUUGUUGAACAAGUUCAGCGAGCAUUUAGCACAUGGGCAGGAUAUGCAAGACUAAACUUCUCACUCAUAGCAGAUCCUGCGGCUGAUAUUAUCAUUGCUUUUGGUCGAGGACCUCAUGGUGAUCCAUUUCCUUUUGAUGGGCCAGGCAGUAUACUGGCUCAUGCCUAUUAUCCAUAUGAAAUGGAUCAGUAUGGUGGAGAUGUCCAUUUCGAUGAAGAUGAAAACUGGAAAGUAAAGUUAGAUGGACCUUAUGACGAUGGGGUGGAUUUCUUCACAGUUGCUGUACAUGAGCUUGGUCAUAGCCUGGGAUUGGCUCACUCCGAUGUGCCCUCCUCGAUUAUGUUUCCAUACUACAAAGGCUUUCAGGAAUCAUUUCAGCUUGGUUAUGAUGAUAUUCUUGCUAUGUAUGACCUAUACAUUUCUCGUAGUCUGGAAGAUGACAAUGAAAUUAAUCCUGGGGUUGUACCUAGUGGUACUGAUGACAGUGACAGUGAAACUCAGGACAGAGAUGAGGAUAGCAACCACGUCCCAGAUGUGCCAAGCACAGAUGAAAAUAGUUCUGAAGGAGGUGAUGAAACUCAUCAUCCUGUAACUCCCACAGCAGGUAAACCACAGCCAAGGCAGCCAGAUUAUCCCACCAGUACUGGUGUGACAUUUGAAGAUGAUUAUGAGACUGUUGAUGAGCAUCGUGAGCAUGAACGACAUCAGACAACUGAGGCUCCACUUGACAAAUCUGAUCCUUGCCUUGGUAACUAUGAUGCAGUAUCAGUACUUAGAGGUGAACUCUUCUUCUUUAAGGGAGAGAUGAUGUGGAGAAUGUCAGGUCGAGGUUUAAUUCAGCCAGGAUAUCCUGUGAAUUUUCGGCAUAUGUUCUGGAGAUUCCCAAACACUGUUACAAAAAUAGAUGCUGUGUAUCAGAGGGAUACAGACAGCAGCAUAGUUUUUUUCACAGGAAAUAAAUUUUGGGUGUUCAAUGGUGAAACAUUCAUUGAAGGAAGCCCUCAGCCCAUUACAACACUUGGCUUACCCGCAUCUCUUACACAUUUAGAUGCAGCCAUGGUAUGGGGUAAAAAUGGAAAAACAUUCUUUUAUAGUGGCGAUCAGUACUGGAGGUUCAAUGAAACUACCAAACUGAUGGAUCCAGGCUAUCCUAAGAACAUCAGCAGAUGGAGGGGAGUUCCCCAGAACUUAGAUGCUGCUAUGACAUGGACAGAUGGUCUUACUUACUUCUUCAAGGACAAACUAUUCUGGAGAUUCAACAACAUGCUAAUUAAGACUGAUGACCAGUACCCACUGCCUGCUCCAGCAACGUGGUUCGGUUGUCCACCAUAACCAUUAUUUAAAUAUGAUUUAAAUGCAGCUUAAUAUAUUUUGUUGUAUGUAGGAACUAGAACCACUAGUUUCCUCACACUGUUUAUAAGGAUAUGUGUAGUCAGAUUACAUUUUGAAAUAUUACACAUAUUUCUUACACGCAGCUAUAAUGUUUGACAGAAGAAAAAUUUGCCAGUAGCUUCUUGUUGUAAUAGUAAGACUCAUAUAAUUCUCAUUGUUAAGAUACAUAUCAUACAAAAGACUGAACUUCUAGAUGUAUAAUUGAUGAUACUGUCAGUAAAGAAUUAAGGACUGUAUUUGCUUACAGGCAGUUUUGUGUAUAGCAUUUUGGCAUUAUAUGAAUGUAAAUGAUGAAGUAGAUGCUUAGCCAUUUUCAGUGUUGUUAUUCCAAACACUUCAUGAGAAUUCUGAAGUGUGUGUCAAAAAUUUGAAGGCAUCAUUCAUGAAGAAUGUGCUAAUUCAAAAGAUAUAUUUCAGCGUCCUGGUCCUUAUCUCUCUUUAUGGAUAACUGCAAGAAACAAACACAAGUAAAGUUGGAACAUUAGAGGUGAGACAGUGCUGGAGAUUAUUUCUGAAGUUCAUAUUCAAUAGAAAAAAUUCACAAGCUCAUUUUAUUGUAGGGCAGUUUAUAAAAAAAAGAUUGUAAUUCUAAAGUGUAAAAUUAAAAACACCUUCAACCCUCUAUACUAUGAAUAUAAUUUGUUUAUGCAACCAGUUUUGGUGUUUCAUGACACCAUCUCUAGGCCCCCUGACCAAUGUGUAGGAGGAAUCCAACCUCAUAUGCAGCUGAAAUGGGGGCCAAUAUUAAGUACCUGAUAUCCAUGGAUUUCUAGUUUCAACAACAUGAUACCUUCAUUUAUCAGUUAAGUCUUCAAGUUGUUUUUAAUUUUACAUUUUAUAUUGAACUGUCAAAAUCUCUCAGCUAUGUUGUACAAAGAUGCACUUACCUAUUCCCAUUUCAUAUACAAGAAAUAUAACAUAGCAUCUAACGAACUAGUCUUGUGGAUGAAUAGUGAUGUAUUGUCGUCAAAUACUAAAUUGUUUGUAUUUGUUACAGCAUGUAAACAGACCAGUGUAAUUCCUAAGGCAACUUUGUUUUGACAAAAAACAUUUCUGACAACAGACAUGAAACUCAUUCAGUGUUAUAGAAAAUUAGAAUCCAUUUCCACAAAAUGUUACAGGAGCUGGAUGUGGCUGUUGUUUAAUUGUUGUUAAAUGUAAUGUGAAACGACAUUCUUUUCAUUGUGCCUCUGGAAAAUACAAACUAAAAUCAAACAAAUAUAUAGGUGUAGUCAGUAUUCCUACAUGGUAAGGAUUACAUUCUAAUAUCUGUGUUUAGUUGUAAGACAAAAGUCUUAGGAGGAAGUAGUGUAAAUGUAAGUGUAGUAUAGCAAACAUGUCAGCUGUAUUGCAGCUAGUUACUGUCCACUGUGUGUGAUUGAACUGCAGUAUUCUGAAACAUUAACUGUAUUUGUACUUAGGCAACUACUUUACAGUCAUUGUAUGAUUCACUUUGUGGUUUAGGUAAUGCUGUGUAUCUUAGAUCCAUUGUUUUUUGAUAUCUGAUGUAACACUACAGCUAAGUUUGCAAGAUAUUUGUAAGAAAUCAAUGUUCUUUUUAAAUUAUAAAUUUACUUAUGAUCUGACUGAAAAGCAUUGAGAAGAAUAAAUACACAAUAGUUUAUCAACAGCAAUAGAUGAACUAGUGGAAGCAAAGAAUGACCACACAGUCUUGGACAGCAUUAAAGCAUAUUGAUAAACCACUGUGUAUUUGUUCUAGACAUAGUUGUAAAUUAAGUACUGAUGUUAUGUUAUUAUUAUUAUAUUAUUAUGUGGAUUAAGGGAUGUGGUGAUAUUUUCAAAUUUAUAUCAAUGGGUGACUGUAGCAAAUGAAGAUAAUUUUAAUAAAUAAAACUACACAUUGAUCUUGCCAAAAGCUGAGAAGUGACUUAUUCUUCUGUAGCUUCUUCGGGUCUUAAACACAGUAUCCUGGCCUCCUCUGGGUGCUCAAUACAUUAUGAUGAACAUUGAUGGCCUUUACAUUAAUGACCAAUCUUUGUCACACACUCCAUAAAUGAUUUAUCUUUGAGGAUGGGAUAAGUGUGCUGAUAGCAUAAGCAAUGUGCAGUCUACCCCUGCUUGUUACUGAGCCUCUGUCUGAUGUAACCAACUGCACUGACAAUCAUGGCACUACAUGUGUAUUUAGUUGCUACCAUUAACAUCACCUAUCAGUAACUGUUUUGUGUUCCUGCUGUCUGUCAUGGUGUGAAAUUUGAUAUUUCUUUGACACAUACUGAUGUUCAUGGGGAUCAAUAUUGGGUUGCUACAGUUGUUGUUCAUGUAGAUAAAGACAAUACCAAAAGUGUUACCACAAUGUUGAACUAUCCAUCUUGAGAUGUCAUCACCUACAAGAUUUUAAUGCUAUCCGAGACUGUAUGAUCAUUUCCUGUCUCUGCUAGUUCAUCUGCAGUUGUUGAUAAACCAUUGUGUAUUUGUUAGAUGUAGAUGUAGAUUAAGACCUGAUGAAAUGUUAUAGAUUAAAGAACAUGAUUAUAUUGCCAGAUUUACAGUAAUAAAGGGUUGUACAAAUAUUAAGAAUAAAAAUAUGAAUAAUGAGCCAUCGUUCUUUCUUAUCAGUAUUUUAAAUUUUGCCACUCUUCUACUUAUUUCAACCAUAUUCCGUGUUAUACAUUGGCUGAAUGUUAAAAACAAAAUGAAUAUAAACAUAAACACCUAAACCAUCAUAAUCUGACUGACAAGGAUAGAGUGGAACAAAUGUGACUUAUGUGACUGUGAAGCUGCAUUGUCAGACAGGUAGCUUUGUUGCAGUAUCUGCAACAUUGCAUUGAGUAGAUAUCGUUAUGUCGAACAGUAUAGAUAGGAAGUAAGAUGAGUAUCUCAGGCAAAUAAGGAAAGUGUCCGUGGAUAUACUUUACUGGGGAAACAAUAAACUAAUUUAACAACAGUAGAGGAGAGUAGUCUGGUUGUAGAAUGUGCAACUAGCUUCCUGGCAUCUUACAAGAGUCUUUACUUAUAGCCCCAUUUAGACUCUCUUAAUAAUGACGUGGUUUUAAUGCAGGCCAUCAUUCUUUCUCAAGAACUGGCCAUGAGUUUGUUUGACUUCUUGAUAACAACUGAUCUCUCUUUUCAGCUGGAGGGUGGUCUAUUUAAAAAAACCUGAAACAGUAUUGAUACUGUUGUGAUCAUCUUAGCUACAUUACGUAUCUCUGAGCAGCUUGUUACUUUACUGUGCAAAAGUAGCCUAAAAUGGCUGUUUCUGUCUGACAACAUGUAAUGUGAAUCAUUUCAAAUCCCUGAAGGCUUUUCUUUGUGGUUGAACCCACAGAAUAAAAUGUGUGAAAACAAUGAAUGAACAAAUAAUUGCAAUAGAAACAGUCAUUUGAAACUAGAUCACUUACUAAAACUGAAAGAUAUUUGUCAUUCUCCUUCGCUUCUGAGACUUUGCAUACACAAUCCCCCCCAUAGGAAAAUAGCAGAAUGACUAGCUAGAUAUAUGAGGGUUGCCCAGAAAAUAAUGCACCACAUUUUUUUCUCAGCUAAAAACAAUGCUAUGAAUGCAAAAUGUUACGUAUAUAUUAUUUGAAGUCUCCUGAACGAGCAUGCCAAGUUUCCGUCAUUUCUGACAGAUAGCGAACCUGCAGGACAGUUUCAAAAUGUCAUCUGUAGGUGAUGUGUGUUACAAGCAAAGUGCCAUCACUGGUUUUCUCACUGCAGAGAAAGAAACUGUGGGAAUAUUCAUAAAUGCUUGUGUAAAGUCUAUGGAGCAUCUGCUGUUGACAGAAGUACGCACACUGAGGCUGAAGUCAUCAGAAGGCGGUUCAGCAGAGCUCCAUGAUUUGCAGGGUUCAGGGAGACCAUCCAUGGCUGUCACACCUGACAUAUUGCAGUGAGCUGAUGUCGUCGGCAGUUGGUGCUGCAUCUGUCAAUCAGCAAAGGAAGUGAAGCACUGGCUCCACCAUCA
Messenger RNA from Schistocerca americana (American grasshopper), 5974 nucleotides. RefSeq names its product matrix metalloproteinase-14-like. Lineage: Eukaryota; Metazoa; Arthropoda; Insecta; Orthoptera; Acrididae. Gene Ontology annotation, molecular function: metalloendopeptidase activity; zinc ion binding. The transcript is spliced from 11 exons. The record is from RefSeq and is a predicted model, not a curated record. Gene Ontology annotation, biological process: extracellular matrix organization; proteolysis; collagen catabolic process. Gene Ontology annotation, cellular component: extracellular matrix. The coding region runs from base 235 to 1992 and encodes 585 amino acids.